Messenger RNA from Diaporthe amygdali, 1848 nucleotides. RefSeq names its product pbsp domain-containing protein. The record is from RefSeq and is a predicted model, not a curated record. Lineage: Eukaryota; Fungi; Ascomycota; Sordariomycetes; Diaporthales; Diaporthaceae. The transcript has 6 exons. The coding region runs from base 1 to 1848 and encodes 615 amino acids.
AUGGGAGCCGUAGCUAGCGCGAUAGCCAAUGCGCUAGAUAAUAGCAAAGAGAAGGAGGCUCAAGCAAAGGAGCAGCUAGAACUGAUGAUGAAGCUCGCGGACGCCCGGCUCGAUACCUUUCAGUCCAAGCUCCAGAACAUGUUCCUGGACAAAUCUUCGGCAGCCAAGACAAGCGUGCCAGGUAAACGAGCGCUCCGGUUUGAGCGUCAUGUCCAGGUGGACGCCGAAACCACGCCCGGCCAAGGCGUCUCUGAUGCCGUUGAUGCCUUCUUUGGCGCAUCCGAGACUGGUGGCAAGGGCGUCCUCGAGGGAUUCAAGUCUGUCGUCAAGACGGGCAUGUCGGCUAUUCUCGGCGACUGCUCAGCGGGUGAGAGCUACGACGAGAAGUUCUUCGUGUGCAUCAAGCACAACGCCAUCAUCCGUGUGGAUAUGUACACAUACAAAUACAACUUCAUAAACGAGGGCGUGAUCGCCAAUCACAAGAACAUACUGGCCUACAUCCUGUGCAUCUCGGUGGUCGACCACCGCGAUGUGACGGUGGACGAGCUCGUUUACCUCGCCUCCGAGUUUGCAGGCGAUGGCGACAUUGGAGUCAAUAGCGGUUACACCACCUAUCUGGAGUCGCUGAUGAAGACAUGGAACGCGCUCAGCAGCCUCGAACCCCCCGAGCUCGACCCUGGGCGCCCCACUCACGUUAAGUCCACGCAGAUCGCCAACGUCAGGGUCCCUUUCAUUGAUGCCUGCGCUCCUAUUGCACACUCCCCUGUACAGCCCUCAAAUCACUGCACCCCAAUUGUGAGACCGACAUAUAUCCGCCCAUAUCCCGCCCGCGAGAACACAGAAGACACGAUGACCCGACUUCCUCCCCCCCAAACCUCCGCCGUGCCCAGCCCAUCCUCGAUCUUCAUGCCUCCCACGUCCUCGUCCCCUGGCACAAGCCCAGAGCGGCCAACUUCGACAGCAGUCCAGCCAAAACCCACCCCUCUACCUAACCGCGGAGCAGAGACAGAGCAAGAACAGCAGGGCCAAGACGACCAAGACCAGGACUCGGAUCACAAAGAUGACGACACCUUCCCCCUCCCCAAGCUCCGCCUGCACAUCCAAGACGUGACACACCCGGGCGCAUCGCGCUUCCUCGCCGCAGUCAACGCCUCCACCAUCCUGGCGCAAAGCGUCCAGACCGUCCUCCGCCUCCUGUACGUCUCGCCGCACCGCAAAGCCCACGAGGAGGAGGAGGAGAACGACGCGACAGAAAAAAAUGCCUCCGCCCCAACCCCGACCGCCACCAGCCGCCCAACAAAGCCACACUACACCCCACCCCCAACGCGGUCGGUAACCCUCGUGCUGGAAGACAUGCCAGGCGUAGCGUACACGAAAGGAACCGACCUGGACGACGACCACAAGGAGAUCCACUUCAGCCUGGGGUACAUCGAGGGGAUCCGCAAGGCACCGGACGGCAGCACCGGCGACGUGACGGGCGCGUACGAGAUCGAGGGCGUCCUGGUGCACGAGCUGGUGCACUGCUUCCAGUACAACGGGAGGGGCGCGUGCCCGGGGGGGCUGGUCGAGGGCGUCGCGGACUGGGUGCGGCUGGGCGCGCGGCUCGGCGCGCCGCACUGGAGGCGGGACGCCGUGCCGGACCGGUGGGACCAGGGCUACGAGCGCACGGCGUACUUCCUCGAGUGGCUUGAGGGCAGGUUCGGGCGCGGCACGGUCAGGCGGAUGAACGAGGAGCUGAGGGUGCGCAAGUACAAGCAGUCCGAGUUCUGGACGGGCUUGUUCGGGCAUGACGUCGACGUCCUGUGGCAAGAGUACCUACGGACGCUGAAGAAGGAUGGCCGUGAUUAG